Molecule: messenger RNA, 1401 nt
Organism: Zymoseptoria tritici IPO323
Lineage: Eukaryota; Fungi; Ascomycota; Dothideomycetes; Mycosphaerellales; Mycosphaerellaceae
Product: hard surface induced protein 3-like protein
Exons: 1
Coding region: 1-1401 (466 amino acids)
Biological process (GO): polysaccharide biosynthetic process
Cellular component (GO): membrane
Molecular function (GO): acyltransferase activity, transferring groups other than amino-acyl groups
Source: RefSeq, a predicted model, not a curated record
AUGCUGGACUCCGCCGGCGCGGGCACGCGACACUGGACCUCUCAAAUCGCCCACCUCCUCCACCCCCGGAACCUCACCCUCUUCCGCUCCACCAAGGAAGUCAACUCUCAAACCGGCCACCUCGACGGCCUCCGCGGCGUCGCUGCCUUCAUCGUCUUCAUCUGCCAUCUCGCAUACUCCUCCCACGAUGUCAGCAUUGGUUGGGGAUAUACCGGCGAGCGACAGCAAGAGACGGGAAACUCGUAUACGCAAUGGCUGAGACUUCCCAUCAUUCGGCUGGUCUGCGAUGGAGAUCCGGCGGUGGCUAUGUUCUUUUUGAUAUCAGGAUUUGCGCUGAGUUGGAGGCCGCUUAAAUUGGCGAGGGAGCAGGAGUGGGCGAAAUUUGCGCGGACGUUGAUGGGUAGCACGGUCAAGAGGUGGCCGAGAUUGUUCUUGCCCGUCCUCGCGAGCACGGGAUUUAUCUGUCUGGCAGUACAACUGGGCCUAUAUGAUCUGACCCGAGGCAUUGCGCAUGACAAGACGCUGCUCACGGUCUUUCAGGAACCCCACCCGGAAGCAAAGGCGAACAUUUUUGUCAUGCUGGGAAGCUGGUUGCAUGCGAAUUGGUCGCUGUGGGAGCCUUUCCACUGGGAUCGAGACGCUUUUCUCGAGUAUGACAUUCACCUCUGGACGAUUCCCGUGGAACUCCGCGCAAGUAUGGGAUUAUUCGUCACACUACUUGCCGUCGGAGGGAUGAAAAGCAAUGUCCGCAUGGCAAUACUGGCCAUCCUCAUCGUCGUGGGUUGUCUCAAAGAUAACUGGGCGAUGAUGAUGUUCUGGGCCGGUGCGCUCGAAGCGGAGAUCAUCCUCUCGCGGCAGGCAUCGUCCGUCCCAUACCACGACGUGGACAAAGACUCGGAGCCUGUGCAACGGUCAAGCACGAACAGCAUGUUCCGUGGUCUCAUUCUGGUUCUCUCCCUAAUCUUGAUGUCGGAGCCUUUCGAACCUCAGGAUACCUACGGCUGGCGCGCCCUCAUGCCCUUCAUACCAUCCAACUUCUCUGAAAAGCGACGUUUCUACACUUGCAUCGGAUCGAUGAUUUGCUUUCAUCUCCUCAACUCGGAGCCGAAGGUCUGCGCCUUCUUUCGGUCGAAUUUCAUACAGUAUCUCGGUCGGGUCUCUUACGGACUGUACUUGGUCCAUGGAUUCAUAAUUCAUACCUUCGGAUAUGCGAUGUUCAGCUUCGUUUGGAGAUUUACGGGCGUGGAGACGGCGUUCGCGCGGGAGAUUGGCUUUGGCAUUGCUGCGGCGGUGAUCAUUCCUUGUACGCUCUACGUGGCUGACGUCUUUCAUCGAGGCAUUGAUGAGCCGAGUGUGAGAUUGGCGAAAUGGAUUGAAAAUCAAGUCAUUGUUGCGGAUUGA